UCAAAGUGUAUCCAUUGACCGUAGCACGCGAUUGGACGACUUAAUGUUAUGAAACUUCAUUGGAUAGACGGACACACGCCUUUUGUCAACCCGAAAGAGCACAACAGUCGACAAGGUGAUCCAUGUGUGACUGACUCAGUCAACAGAAAGCAUGCUGACUGCACAGAGGGCAUGUGCAGCGCUGGCUGCCCAGCGCCUAGUUAGGGCUUCUGUCUCCUCAGCACACACACACUGCUCUCUGAUCCACACCUCUAUACCUAGGCAGGACCAGGCUGAGCUGCAUCCUGAAUGGGCCAGUCUGGCUAAAAAACAGCUUAAAGGGAAGAACCCAGAAGAUCUGAUUUGGCGCACGCCGGAGGGAAUCAACAUCAAGCCUGUGUACACCAAAGCUGACUCAGCUGCCAGUGCUGAUGAACUGCCAGGAGUGUUUCCCUAUACUAGGGGGCCCUAUCCUACCAUGUACACCUACAGACCUUGGACUAUCAGGCAGUAUGCUGGCUUUAGCACUGUGGAGGAGAGCAACAAGUUCUAUAAAGACAAUAUAAAAGCUGGACAGCAGGGUCUUUCCGUGGCUUUUGACCUCCCAACACACCGUGGUUAUGACUCAGACAACCCCCGCGUCCACGGAGAUGUCGGCAUGGCUGGAGUCGCCAUAGACACUGUUGAGGACAUGAAGAUGCUUUUUGAUGGAAUCCCACUGGAGAAGAUGUCUGUCUCAAUGACAAUGAAUGGAGCAGUCAUCCCUGUAUUGGCUAUGUUUAUUGUCACUGGAGAGGAGCAGGGUGUGUCCAAAGCCAAACUAACAGGCACAAUUCAGAACGACAUUUUGAAGGAGUUUAUGGUACGCAACACCUAUAUUUUCCCCCCAGAACCUUCUAUGCACGCCAUUGCAGACAUCUUCGCUUACACCUCCAAGCACAUGCCCAAGUUCAACUCGAUAUCCAUCAGCGGAUACCAUCUUCAGGAGGCUGGAGCUGAUGCCAUCCUGGAAGUGGCCUAUACCAUCGCCAAUGGCCUUGAGUACUGCCGCACUGGUUUGAAAGCAGGCUUAACCAUCGAUGAGUUUGCCCCAAGGUUGUCAUUCUUCUGGGGGAUUGGGAUGAAUUUCUACAUGGAAAUUGCCAAGCUGAGGGCAGCCAGGAGGUUAUGGGCCACACUCAUUAAGGAAAAUUUCCAGCCCAAGAAUGCAAAGUCUCUCCUCCUGCGCACACACUGCCAGACUUCAGGCUGGUCCCUCACUGAACAAGAUCCAUACAACAACGUGAUCCGAACGGUGAUUGAAGCUAUGGCAGCUGUGUUCGGGGGGACCCAGUCACUCCACACCAACUCGUUCGAUGAAGCUCUGGGCUUGCCCACAGUGAAGAGCGCCCGCAUUGCCAGGAACACCCAGAUCAUCAUCCAGGAGGAGUCAGGCAUCCCUAAAGUCGCUGAUCCUUGGGGGGGCUCACACAUGAUGGAGUCUCUCACAGAUGACGUCUACAACACAGCCCUGAAGUUCAUUAAAGACAUUGAAGACAUGGGAGGCAUGGCCAGAGCUGUGGCAGAGGGCAUUCCAAAACUUCGCAUUGAGGAAUGUGCAGCACGUAGACAAGCCCGCAUUGAUUCAGGAUCAGAAGUAAUUGUGGGGGUGAACAAAUACCGUCUGGAAAAAGAGGAGAGUGUAGAGGUGCUGGCCAUAGAUAACACUAUCGUACGUCAGAAACAAAUUGAAAAACUGAAAAAGGUGAGGGAAAGUCGUGACCCAGAGGUAGCGAAGAAGUGCCUGGCAGCCAUUGAGGAAUGUGCCCAAACCAGAGAGGGCAACCUUUUAGCCCUGGCUGUGGAGGCAGCUCGAGCCAGAUGCUCUGUUGGUGAAAUUACUGAUGCCAUGAAGAAAGUGUUUGGCGAGCACAAGGCCAGCACCAGGAUGGUGAGCGGGGCUUACCGCAGCGAGUUUGGGGAGCAUGAAGAGAUUGCUCUGGCCCACAAUAGAGUUGCAGAUUUUAAGAAGCAGGAGGGCAGGAACCCUCGACUGCUUGUGGCAAAGAUGGGGCAGGAUGGCCAUGACAGAGGAGCCAAAGUCAUUGCCACAGGGUUUGCUGACCUGGGCUUUGAUGUAGACAUAGGACCACUGUUUCAGACUCCCUCUGAGGUUGCCCAGCAGGCAGUCGAUGCAGACGUUCACUGUGUUGGGGUCAGCACACUUGCCGCAGGACACAAGACCCUGGUCCCAGAGCUCAUCAAGGAACUACGAAAGCUCAACAGGCCAGAUAUCCUUGUCAUCUGUGGAGGCGUCAUCCCACCACAGGACUAUGAGUUCUUGUACCAGAGCGGUGUGUGCGCCAUAUUCGGUCCAGGAACCAGGAUCCCACAAGCUGCGGUCGAGGUUAUUGACAACAUUGAGAAGAGUCUGGAAAACAUCCGGCAGGCCAUGUGAACUCUUUUGGGGGGGGGGGACUACAACAAGAGCUGUCUUCUCAUGCUGUGUCAAGAACAAAGUCACAAGUGAGAGCCAGCAUUUCUGUACAGAAUCCGCUUGACUAGUAGCCUGACAUAACCUCUUCACUUGGAGAAAUGCUGAUUUAGAUAAUUAUUUCCCUUUUGAGGCAUGCUUGUGUGCGAAUUGCAUUGGUUGCCGGGGUUAAUGGGAUAAACGUCCAUUUUUAUGAACAAAAUUAGAUUAUAUUAAGAUAGUCUAGUCUAACUCAGGCUUAAACAAUACAUUAUACACUAAAUUUAAUGAAAUGCGGAUUUUCUUAAUGUGACAGAAAUGUGGCUUGAGGUGAGCAGAGGUGAGCAUUUUCUUCAUCCAAUAUAAAACAAAGGACAACACUAUAAACGUUGGAAUGUAAUGCUUUUAUUGUGAAAUGUCUGUGUGUAAUUUGCAGUUACCCAGCAGGGUGUUAUUAGUGCCGACAUAGCAGAGAUGGAUAUACAGAAAAUUCUGUCAAAACAAAGCUCUUUGGAACCAUUACCCUGUCUUUUAUGUUCAUGGACAAUAAUAAUCUAUAAUCUUGACAGUGGCUUUCUGUUGUUCUGAUCUCUUUCCUUCUGGCAUCAUGUUUAAUUUAACCAGCCUCAGUUCAAGGAGAAAACAGAACAGUGAUCACAAUUUAUUAAGCAGUUGGAAACUGUAUUUUUCUACAUGUGAUUGUGAAUCAGAUCUAGCUCUUCUUGGUCUAAAUAAAGUAUGUGAGCUUUUGAAAUGUGA
Molecule: messenger RNA, 3190 nt
Organism: Lates calcarifer (barramundi perch)
Lineage: Eukaryota; Metazoa; Chordata; Actinopteri; Centropomidae
Gene: mmut
Product: methylmalonyl CoA mutase
Exons: 13
Coding region: 152-2416 (754 amino acids)
Cellular component (GO): mitochondrion
Molecular function (GO): cobalamin binding; methylmalonyl-CoA mutase activity; metal ion binding
Source: RefSeq, a predicted model, not a curated record